Colletotrichum lupini is the source of this 714-nucleotide messenger RNA. RefSeq lists its product as uncharacterized. NCBI's taxonomy places the organism in Eukaryota, Fungi, Ascomycota, Sordariomycetes, Glomerellales, Glomerellaceae. The transcript has 8 exons. The record is from RefSeq and is a predicted model, not a curated record. The coding region runs from base 1 to 714 and encodes 237 amino acids.
AUGAGCGCCACAUACCCCGUGAUUGGACGCAGCGAGUCCAUCAUUCCUAAGUGCUUCUUCAUUGUUCACUGUAACACAUACGCAAUUGAACAGCGCAAGAGGGUUGCUUUCUGGCAUAGUGCAUGCUACACGACCUGGCUCCUUCUGAACACGGGAGAGUGUUCAUACAUGGACAGGCCUAGACAAGUAUACGGUACACCACGUGACCGGAAUCGUACUACUUCAAACUUUGUCUUCACCCAGGACCAGGUCUCGACUCUCGAAUGUGGAACCGUUUGCAGGCUCGUGAACUCUCCUCACUUGAACCAGCAGAAAAGGGGAUCAUUUGGAAACCGGAUGACUCAAAUCCUCUUCUACGACAUUAUGUUCAUCUUGACCAUGCUGGGUGUCUUGGUAUGCCUCCGGUGUUAUAUUUUAUGUACCUGCUCCAACGACCUAGGCAAUUCUGAAACCAUGCUUUCACUUGAAAUCAUCGACAUUUCGAACUCCAUCCAACGUUCCACUCUCGCCAAGAUCAGUUAUGUGUUAAGUCAUUCCGUAAGGCGUUCCUCUGAAGCUUCUGUACCCGUCCUUCUUAUGCUGCGAAGAGUCACUCAUGCCCAGGUUAACACGACUCGGACACCUGUGAGACAAGCCAUUACGAUUGGAUGGCGUAAAUUUGAACAUAAAAGUGAUAUUUCACCCAAGAAGACGCACGUGAGCACAAUUAUUUGA